Patiria miniata (bat star) is the source of this 2538-nucleotide messenger RNA. RefSeq names its product collagen alpha-1(X) chain-like. The transcript has 5 exons. The record is from RefSeq and is a predicted model, not a curated record. Gene Ontology annotation, molecular function: protein binding. NCBI's taxonomy places the organism in Eukaryota, Metazoa, Echinodermata, Asteroidea, Valvatida, Asterinidae. Bases 1 to 2538 code for a protein of 845 amino acids.
AUGGCUUCUCGGAUUAACUGCAAAUAUUUCGCAAUCGUCGGUGUGUUUUUAGUCGGCGCAUACGGCAGUUUUGUACCAACGAAUGUACCGGAAGGAUCAUCUCCCGAAUGGUCAUGCACCUGUUGUCAAGGUCAAGCGGGUCAUCCAGGAAUACCCGGCGUCCCUGGCGUCAACGGUCCCCCAGGACCAAUAGGCCCAAAAGGUGACCCUGGGUUCGGACUCCCGGGACCCAAGGGAGGGUUUGGCGACCAGGGACAGAAGGGAGAUCAAGGCAAGUCAGGGAUCCGUGGAGCUCCCGGGAAACUUGGGCCUGCGGGACCCAAAGGUGAUCAAGGCUUGACUGGAGUCCGAGGACAAUCUGGAUCUCCGGGCCUGCGAGGUUCAACUGGAAGGAAAGGAGAGCAGGGGGAAACGGGGUCAACAUCGGCAUCUGUCGUCGCAUUUAGUGCCUCCUUGGGAUCCACAUUUAUCGGUACUACCGGCCGCGAUACCAUUGUAUUUGGCGUAGUUGAAGCGAACGUUGGAGCCGGAUACAACGCCCAAACGGGUGUUUUCACCUGUUCGAUCCCGGGUGUGUAUUACUUCACGGUCAGCCUCAUGAGUCUGAGUUAUUCAACAAGGCCUCGGGUAAAACUGCAAAAGAAUGGGAAUUCUUCUCUGUUAGGGGUGUACGACAAUCAUCCGGGUUACCACCACCAGCCCAGCAAUUCAGUUGUCACUGUCUUAGCAGCGGGCGAUACGGUCUGGCUCGAGACCAGCAGCGCCAGUGCAAGUAUUGAUGGAGUUGUUGUUGUCACUGUGCUUGUAAAACAAAAAAGACCAUCAGGACUUAUUUCAGUGAUGUUGUUGCUGUGGCUUUCAAAUUGCCAUUGUAUCGCCCAGGAAGAACCCAAAGGCUUAUCCGGUUGCUGCAGUGCUUGCUUCCAAGGACAGGCCGGAACACCAGGUGUCCCUGGAAUCCCAGGAAAUCCAGGUGGAAUUGGGGUUCAAGGACCUCUUGGCCCCAAAGGUGACCCUGGAUUUGGCCUCACUGGACCCAAGGGAGAGACCGGCGACCAGGGACAGAAGGGAGAAACCGGCGACCAGGGACAGAAUGGAGAUCAAGGCGAACCUGGGUUACAGGGAACUCCAGGGAAACAGGGACCUGCGGGUCCCAAGGGAGGCAUUGGUAAGGGACAGAAAGGUGACCAAGGGGAGCACGGGGUCCAGGGUUUGCCUGGCGAGCAGGGCAUAAAGGGCCAACCAGGAGAUGCUACCAUAGUGACACCAACACCGCCCUCUGCCGUCGCAUUCAGCGCUUACCGCACUGCAAGGGUCACCGGUGAUGCCGGUGACGUCAUCAUCUUUGACAAUAUCGAGACGAAUCUAGGAGAUGGGUACGAUUCGGGAACUGGCGUGUUUACAUGUUCAAUUACCGGUGCCUACUUUUUCACGACUAGUGUGCACAGGAUCUAUUCAUCGACACACCCUCACCUAAUACUGAGAAAAAACGAUGAAAAGAUCUUUGCGAUCUAUGAUUCAGAUUCCAACAGUUACCAGCAAUCAAGCAAUUCAGCGAUCCUUUCCUUGACUUCGGGAGACAGGGUCUGGUUGGAGUUUGGCAGUAGUGGUAGAGGGAUUUACAGCGAAUCGGGAAACAAGUACUCUUACUUCUCCGGAUUUCUAAUCUAUGCAAAUAUGGAAAUCUCUGACCCAUUUCGGACGUCGGACCGACGUCGUACGCCCACGGGCGACGUCGCCGACCUUUGCCGACGUCGGAUCGACGUAUGCUUGCUGUCUGGGAAGGGAUCAAGUUGCUGCGGUGCUUGCUUCCAAGGCCCGGCCGGAACACCAGGCGUCCCUGGAAUCCCAGGAAAUCCAGGUGGAUUUGGGGUUCAAGGACCUCUUGGCCCCAAAGGUGACCCUGGAUUUGGCCUCACCGGACCAAAGGGAGAAACCGGCGACCAGGGACGGAAGGGAGAUCGAGGCGAUCCAGGGACGCGGGGACCUCUGGGAAAGCAGGGACCUGCGGGUCGCAAGGGAGACAUCGGUGAGGGGCAGAAAGGUGACCAGGGGGAGCAAGGGGUCCAGGGUCUGCCUGGUGAAAGGGGGCAAAAGGGCCAGCCAGGAGAUGCUACCCUUGUGACAAAAACACCGCCCUCUGCCGUCGCAUUCAGCGUGUACCGCACUUCAAGUAUCUCGAGUAGUAGUAGUGGUGACAAUAUCAUCUUUGAUAACAUCGAGACAAAUCUGGGCGAUGGGUACGAUUCGCAAUCGGGCGUGUUCACGUGCUCCGUUUCUGGUGCCUAUUUUUUUACCGCAAGCUUUUUGAGGUAUUCGUCUACGCCCUAUGUAAAGCUGAAAAAGAACAGUCAACUUGUAUUUUCAAUUUAUGACGGUCAGUCUAACGUACACCAUCAGUCCAGCAAUUCAGCAAUUGUCGUUUUGGCGACUGGAGAUCGAGUCUGGCUUGAGUUUGCCGGAAGUAACAGUGGUAUUCAUUGCGAAUCUAGCAAUCGUUAUUGCUGUUUUUCUGGUUUCUUGAUCAGUGCAUUUUAG